Messenger RNA from Cannabis sativa, 576 nucleotides. Its product is annotated as protein FAR1-RELATED SEQUENCE 9-like. The record is from RefSeq and is a predicted model, not a curated record. NCBI's taxonomy places the organism in Eukaryota, Viridiplantae, Streptophyta, Magnoliopsida, Rosales, Cannabaceae. Gene Ontology annotation, biological process: regulation of DNA-templated transcription. The coding region runs from base 1 to 576 and encodes 191 amino acids. The transcript has a single exon. Gene Ontology annotation, molecular function: zinc ion binding.
AUGGUUCUUGAAAGAUAUAAUGUCAAAGAUAAAGAUUGGCUGGUGAGGACAUUCAAACUAAGAGAGAAAUGGGCUUUGGUCUAUGGUAGAGAUAUUUUUUGUACAAACAUGACUACUACUCAACGGAGUGAAAGUAUGAAUAAUGUUCUGAAGCAUUAUGUUAGCUAUCAGCAUAAUAUGUUGCGAUUCUUACAAAAUUUUGAAAGGUUAGUUGAUAAUCGUCGAUACGAAGAAGUAAAAGUAGAUUUUAGAGCAACUCAAUGUAAGUUACCACCAUCUCUUCCAAUUGAAAUUCUAAAUCAUGAUGCUUCUAUAUACACCCCAGCAAUUUUGAAAAUGUUUCAAUUUGAAUUUUCAAAAGCAUACAAUUGUGUUAUGGAAAUUCGUCUUGAGCAUGAGACAAAAACAACAUGCAAGUUGACUCCUAAUGGUAAACGUUUUCAUCAUACUGUCAAAUAUGAUUCAUCAAAUGACCCAGUUUCAUGCAGUUGCAAGAAGUUUGAGUUUGCAGGAAUAUUGUGCUCACAUGUUCUUAAAGUUCUUUCUUCUCGCAAUAUUGGAAAAAUUCCUUCUUAG